Messenger RNA from Coccinella septempunctata (seven-spotted ladybird), 722 nucleotides. It is a transcript of the gene mRpS33, whose product is annotated as 28S ribosomal protein S33, mitochondrial. Bases 251 to 643 code for a protein of 130 amino acids. Lineage: Eukaryota; Metazoa; Arthropoda; Insecta; Coleoptera; Coccinellidae. The transcript has a single exon. The record is from RefSeq and is a predicted model, not a curated record. Gene Ontology annotation, cellular component: mitochondrion.
UUGGUCAUAGCGCAAAAAUAUCAUAGAUAACCUAAAAAAUAUAUAAAUAACAUUUCGCAUCUCGCAGGCGAUUUUAUUCUUACACAAAAUAAAAGAACUAUAAAUAUAUAUUAUUAAUAACAUAUGGGUAUUAAUAUCAGAGCUUUAAGUUUUAUAUUUAUGCUCUGUCAAUAUCAUUAUUAGAUAUAAUACCAAAGUGUAAAAACUGUGGUGUAAAAAGGACAAAAAGAAUUUUUUAUAGCAUUUCAUCAUGAGUAAUUAUGCAAAAUAUGUAGAACUUACGAAAUUAACAACUGAAUACGCAAGGAGAAUGAAGAGACUUAGUGAUAGAAUAUUCACUGAGGUUGCUCGUCCAACAAAUCCUAAAUCUAUGAAAGUUGUAAAAUUAUUCAGUGAGAAACCAGUAAAUUUAAGGAAGGAGGUUCAUUCAUACUAUCCCAGACAUCCAGAAACUGGUAAAUUAAUGCUUAUGCUUAGAUAUUAUGGUUUAUAUAGAGAUGAACAUGAAGAUUUCCGUGAAGAGAUGAAAAGAAUGAGAGCGUUAAAAGGAAAAGUAGAACCAGAAAGGAAAUCGAGGAAAACAUUUACAAAUAUAUUUGAAGGAAAGUCCAAACAAGUAAACAAAAAAAGUGAAGAGUCCUAAAUUCUGAAUGCAAUUUUUAGAAAGUAUUUUGUCAUAUUAACUGAUUAAUCCUUUAAAUAAAGUAGUGCCAGUUUAGAAA